Poecilia reticulata (guppy) is the source of this 2190-nucleotide messenger RNA. RefSeq names its product phosphoribosyl pyrophosphate synthetase 1B (gene prps1b). Gene Ontology annotation, cellular component: ribose phosphate diphosphokinase complex; cytoplasm. NCBI's taxonomy places the organism in Eukaryota, Metazoa, Chordata, Actinopteri, Cyprinodontiformes, Poeciliidae. Gene Ontology annotation, molecular function: ribose phosphate diphosphokinase activity; magnesium ion binding; ATP binding. The record is from RefSeq and is a predicted model, not a curated record. Gene Ontology annotation, biological process: ribonucleoside monophosphate biosynthetic process; 5-phosphoribose 1-diphosphate biosynthetic process; purine nucleotide biosynthetic process.
CAGCGUGCGCGCCCCCUUCGACAAUGAGCUGCACGCGCGAGGUGUGGGACAUAAUGGAGGAUAGGUAGGAAAACUCUGCACGGCUCGGUAAAGAGUAGCUUAUCAACUGUUGAUAUAUUUGUAGUUGUUGCCCCUGACUCGACAAGCUUCUCGCUGCCGCAACCCGCCCGGUGUCGAACGACGACCCAAGCGACGCAACAAAAUGCCGAAUAUUAAGAUUUUUAGCGGCAGCUCCCAUCCGGAUCUUUCUCAGAAAAUAGCAGAUCGUCUCGGUCUUGAACUGGGAAAGGUUGUCACCAAGAAAUUUAGCAACCAAGAAACAUGCGUGGAGAUCGGRGAGAGCGUCCGAGGGGAAGACGUGUACAUUGUCCAAAGUGGCUGUGGGGAGAUCAAUGACAAUUUGAUGGAGCUGCUGAUUAUGAUCAAUGCCUGCAAGAUUGCCUCGGCCUCCAGGGUCUCAGCUGUCAUCCCCUGYUUUCCUUAUGCGCGCCAGGACAAGAAGGACAAGGUGGGGAGCCGGGCUCCUAUCUCUGCCAAGCUGGUGGCCAACAUGUUGUCUGUGUCGGGCGCAGACCAUAUCAUCACAAUGGACUUGCAUGCCUCACAGAUACAGGGAUUCUUUGAUAUCCCUGUGGAUAACUUGUACGCAGAGCCAGCUGUCUUGAAAUGGAUCAAGGAGAAUAUCCUUGAAUGGAAAAAUUGCAUCAUUGUGUCACCUGAUGCAGGAGGAGCUAAGAGGGUCACCUCGAUUGCGGACAGGUUGAAUGUGGACUUUGCUCUAAUUCACAAGGAGAGGAAAAAGGCAAACGAGGUCGACCGUAUGGUCCUUGUCGGAGAUGUGAGGGAUCGCGUUGCGAUUCUGGUGGAUGACAUGGCUGACACCUGUGGGACAAUCUGCCAUGCUGCCGAUAAACUCAUCUCUGCUGGUGCCACAAAGGUUUAUGCCAUCCUGACCCACGGCAUCUUUUCUGGUCCAGCUAUUUCACGCAUCAACAACGCCUGUUUUGAAGCCGUUGUCGUCACCAACACAAUCCCUCAGGAGGAGAAGAUGAAGCAUUGUCCCAAAAUACAGGUGAUAGACAUCUCCAUGAUUCUAGCAGAGGCCAUUCGCAGAACUCACAACGGGGAAUCCGUGUCUUACCUUUUCAGCCACGUCCCCCUGUAGCAACGCCGUCAUCUGUGCUCAGUAAAUACCAAAUACGAGAAGAGGGAAUGCCCCCAAACACUACCAUUAACAGAGCUGUUCUGCUAAUUAACGACGUUGAAAACAACCAAUGAAUGAAUCAGCCGUCAUGUCUUUUACUAAUGCAGCCCCCACCCCCGUCCACCCGCCCGCUUCAUUCGCCACCCUCCACCCUUUAAGUGGCACCCCUUGAUGUUCAGGGAGCCGACGCAAGCGCAACCUACCAGUUUUAGACAGGCUUAUUUAUGUGUAUGGGUAAAUGAAGUAUUUAUCCACUGUGAACUUUGUGUUUCUCUCUCAGUGCAUUUAACUCAUGGUUUUCUCCUGAUCGUCGUGUCACUUUGUUGUCAAAGAGCUUCUAUAAAUAUCCCCGGCAGGUUCCAGUGCUCAGGAGAAGCGUCUGUUAUAUAAAGCUGUUACAUUGUGCUUUCUGUUACAAUGAAUGAGUGUAGUUUCUCUGUUGCUCGAAUGGAUUACAGUUACUCCAUUUGAAUGUGCAUUUAACUAGUUUACAGUGCCACUGAAGCUCCACUCAACCAAGAGUGCCUCAAAAGUCUGAAAUGAAAUUGAAUUCCCCUCCCAAGUCUUCUACUAUUCUCCCUUUUCUUCUCCCUUUGCUUUUAGUUUUCUCACUGAUGAACUGUUUUCAGGUGUCUUAGCAGGCUGAAAACGAGAUCUUUUUAGGAUGUUUCUUUCAACUCUUGAGGUGCCCUCAUUGAGUGGGGAAUGCCCAGUGUCUCCAAAGUUUAAUUUUUAAUCUUUUUUUUUGAGUCUAAAAUGAAGAUAAAGAAGGUUUUUAGCUUGGGGUCUCUGCGGGCUGGAGCUUCCUUCAGAAAUCUUCACCUGCUAUUUUUGUGCUUUUGUUUUGUUUUGUACGUCUGGAAGGAAAAAAAGUUGUCAUUAAUGUGCAAAACUCAAGUUUUUGUGUUCUUUUACAGUAGAAAAAGGGAAUGCACCAAGUGUUUGAGGGAUGCAUUCUCAAUAAAUUUGAAUAUGCCAAAAAUAAA